This is a messenger RNA of Daldinia vernicosa, 1343 nucleotides long. RefSeq names its product RNA-binding domain-containing protein. The record is from RefSeq and is a predicted model, not a curated record. NCBI's taxonomy places the organism in Eukaryota, Fungi, Ascomycota, Sordariomycetes, Xylariales, Hypoxylaceae. Gene Ontology annotation, molecular function: RNA binding. The transcript has 2 exons. Bases 108 to 1118 code for a protein of 336 amino acids.
ACUUGGCGAUCAUUCCCAGUAGUGUACCUUUUAUCUUAUUUCUACCUAGUUUUCAGUCAAGGAGACAGAGAUACAACAUUAGUCCAUUAAAAUCACUUAUAAGUAUAAUGUCUGGCAAGGAGAACUGGAAAGACUUGUCCAACUGGAGGACCCGGGACCCAGCCGCGUCAACAGCCAAAAGCUCCCCCCAGUCUCGUAAUCCCCGUCAGAACCUACUAGGAGCGUCGUCCUGGAGAACUAGAGAUGUCACUAGCAAUGCAGGACCCCAGAGUCCACAGCAAGAGCCGCGCAAUAGCUGGACCCCGAAAAGUCGUCCAUUCGACCGCGAGCGGACAAUAGACAAACGACAGGUAGACGAAGAAAGUGCAGCAAAAGCCAUUGCCGAAGGCCGACGCAUCUAUAUCGGAAACCUAAACUACCAGGCAAAGCCCGACAACAUCGAGGAUCUGCUCAAAACAAAUGACCUAAAGAGUUUUGAGGCGAUUCACAUCUCUAUCGACCCCUUCACAGGGCGUAAUCCAAGCUACUGCUUUGUUGAGUUCUCAGACCGCGAGUCAGCAGAUCUGGCCAUGUCUACGUUAAACGGCAAGCUACUACUUGGUAGAGAGGUUAAGUGCCGUCCAUGCAUACCAAAGGGCGGCGCAUCUGGCGGGAGACAGGGCGAGGGCUCCAGACGCUGGGGCAACUGGAAAGGGGAGAAUACUACUACAGAUGAAGGAGGUGAAGCAUCCUUAGGCCAGGAUAUUCAACAAGGAGAAAAGGAAGGCUUGCCAUCUUCAUUUUCCAGGUAUGAUAAAGACUUCAGCAAGCAACGGUUGUACGUCGGUGGUCUACCACGAAUGCACGAUCAAGCAAUGAACUCCGCAGAAAUCAGAGAGUUAUUCAAAGAGUUUCAAGUAGAAGCAAUAAGCAAAAGGGUCACCGCCCACGAGUCGGUCCGUGCCAAGCCUGGCCAUCACGAUUUCUGCUUCGUUGAUUUUGCGACGCCAGAGCAGGCUCAAGCGGCGAUAGAUGCCAUCAACGGUACAUCUUUUUGUGGUGGACGACUGAAAGUAUCCUUUGCUAGCGCCCGCUCUCGCAAGUGGCAGGAGAGGGAAAGUAUUGACGUCAAAGGAUAACGAAUGAGCUAGCCAAGUAAAAAAUCGAAAUAUCAACGCCAACUGAUGGCUCUGCAAAAAGAGAUCGAAAGAAAACAAAAAAGCUCGUAGCUUUUCACGGCAUUAAAUGACCACCCCUCAUCACUUUGCUUUUUUUUUUUUUUUUUUUCUUCCAAUUAUCCCCCCUUUUUCCAACUUUUUUUUUUCUCUUUUCUCUUUUUUUCAUCCUCCCCCUAUCACUACCUC